Diutina rugosa is the source of this 1578-nucleotide messenger RNA. Its product is annotated as bifunctional fructose-2,6-bisphosphate 2-phosphatase/6-phosphofructo-2-kinase. The record is from RefSeq and is a predicted model, not a curated record. Gene Ontology annotation, cellular component: cytosol. Lineage: Eukaryota; Fungi; Ascomycota; Pichiomycetes; Serinales; Debaryomycetaceae. The coding region runs from base 1 to 1578 and encodes 525 amino acids. The transcript has a single exon. Gene Ontology annotation, molecular function: 6-phosphofructo-2-kinase activity; ATP binding; fructose-2,6-bisphosphate 2-phosphatase activity. Gene Ontology annotation, biological process: fructose 2,6-bisphosphate metabolic process; fructose metabolic process.
AUGUCUGCUGUUGUCGACCUGGAGGAUGAGCUCGUCGGUACGACUCCGGAUACGAGUAUAGCCGUUUCCAACCCACAAAAGCGAACGACCAAGCGGUGGUCAUUCCACAACAACAAGAAGCCCGACCUCGUCAAUCUGGUUGCCGAGGUUGCGGGUGAGGGCAAACGAAGACUCACCGAUGUGGGGGACGGCGAUCGGGUCCACAAUGAGAUCGAUCCCCUGUGUAUUUUGGGUGGAGCCCAACUAUAUCUGACCGAGCUGGGUCGGUUGUUCCACGCCGGUAAGAUCUGUAUCGUAUUGGCGGGGUUGCCCGGGAGAGGUAAAACCCAUUUGCUGGUUGCCCUUACCCGGUAUCUCAGGUGGCUCGGGGUCACGACUCACUCCUUCCAUUUGGGGAACUACCGUCGUGCUAAAGCUGAUGAUUUGGAUUACGAUCUUUUUGUUCCUCACCCCGACAACCAUGACGCCUCCGAUAUCCGACAAAAGAUUGUCGAUGAGUGUUUGAAUGACGUGCUCAACUUUUUCAAGCAUGACCGAGGUCAGAUUGCAAUCUACGAUGCCGUGAAUGCCUUACCCGAAUAUCGUAUUGAUUUGGCUCGGCGAUUCCAAGAAGUCAAUGUUCAAGUAUUGUUCAUCGAACUGUUGGUUGAUGACGAUUCUUUGAUCAUGAAGAACAUUGCCCUGGCUGCGAAGCUGUCACCUGAUUACCGACUGUGGGAUUAUCAGAAGGCCUACGAAGAUUACUCCAAUCGCAUUCAACACUUAACUCCAUACUACCGAGAAAUGGGAAAAACCGAAGGGGAACAACAAUUAAGCUACAUUAAAAUCAAUAAUUUUGGAGAGCGCAUUGAGGUUCACAAUUCGAACUACGGGUAUCUCGUAAAUAAAGUAUUGUUUUUCAUCAUGAACUCCACGAUUAAACUGGGACUGGUUUAUUUCGCAAGGUGUUGGAAACGUGAGCUCCAUAAUACUGAAGAUCCCCCCUUGGAUGACGAAGGCAAAGUGCAUGCCCACAAUGUUACACAGACUUUACUAGAGCACUUACGAAGCAAAGGCCGUGAGUAUGCUAAAGAUGACUGUGGCAAGGAUAAAGCAGCCCCUUUGUCUGCUGAUGGUGCUCGCGAUGGUCUUGUUGUUUGGGGCAGUGUAAAACAGCGCACAUUGGAGUACUUGAAAGAAUUUACGGACCGAGGUUUUACGAUUCGUCAACGAAUUCAACUCUCUAAAAAGAUCCCUGGUGUCGUUGCGGGGAUGUCGGACAAGGAAAUCAAAGAUAAUUAUCCAGAAGACUAUGCAAGUUAUCAGUCUGAUCCAUACCACUUCAGGUACCCAAGACUGGAGCUGUAUCAUGAUUUGGCUAUUAAAAUUGAACCGCUUAUUUUGGAGAUGGAGCGUAUGAAUGGUGAUUUGUUGGUCGUAGCAGAUGACACCGUCAUUAAAGUGUUCUUGGGUUACCUAUUGUCGGUUCUGUGCUAUGAUAUUCCAAACUUGGAGAUCGCUCAGGAUGAGAUUGUGGAGAUUCAAUUUAACGCCUACGCGAACACGUUCGAACGCAUUAAAGUUAAAGAAUUCAAAUAG